AUGGGUUCGAUCCAGGAAAUUGAGACGAGGUUGUUCAUUAAUGGCAAGUUUGUGAAUUCUUCAGAUGGCAAGACAUUCCCAUUGAGAUCUCCAACAACUCGAGAGAUCGUUGCUGAAGUUCACGAGGCCAGUGAGCAAGACACAGAUGCAGCAGUCGCCGCAGCAAAGGCUGCAUUUCCAGCAUGGUCUGCCUUGUCACCAGCCGAUAGAGGAGCCUACAUGAAGAAGCUUGCUGGCUUGCUCCAUCAAAGUGGAAAGGAGCUAUCACAACUAGAGGCCAUUUCAAUGGGGAGACCUAUUGGGGGGUAUUUCGAUAAUCACGCUUGUGCGAGCGCAUUUGAGCACUAUGCUGAAGCUGGCUAUGAUGCACAGGGUGCCAGCAGUCUGAACACUCCGGGAUUUGUGAACAUGACUUUCAAGCAACCAUAUGGCGUGGUCGCUGCGAUUAUCCCCUGGAACGUGCCGCUGGUCUUCUUUGCAAAUAAAGUCGCUCCUGCAAUAGCUGCAGGGAAUACAGUCGUGCUGAAGAGCAGUGAGAAAGCACCUUUGACGUCUGCAAAGGUCGCCACCUUGAUUGAGAAAGUAGGCUUUCCUCCUGGGGUCAUAAAUGUGAUAUCAGGCCAUGGACAAACAUCCGGCGCAAUAUUGUCUUCUCACAUGGACGUCAGGGCUCUGAGCUUCACCGGAUCAUGUCGCACCGGGCGUCUCAUCCAGGCGGCGGCCGCUAAGUCGAACCUGAAAAACGUCAUUUUGGAAUUGGGAGGAAAGUCACCAGCCGUCAUCUUUGAAGACAGUAACAUCGACAACGCAGUGGCCGACACACAGAACAGCAUCCAGUGGAAUAGCGGCCAGGUCUGCAUGGCAAAUAGCAGAAUAUAUGUACAAGAGAGUAUCGCCGAUGUAUUCGUGGAGAAAUUCAAGGCCAAAUUCGCAGCUGUCUCUGCAGGUGAUCCGCUGGAUGAAAACACAAAUCAUGGUCCUCAAGCCGACGGGGCUCAGUAUGAAACGGUUCAGAGAUAUAUCGCUGCAGGUAAGGAGACUGGCCAAUUGGUUCUGGGUGGCACUCAGGAAGUUUCCGGGCUAUCCGAUGCCGCCAGCAAGGGUUAUUUCGUGGCCCCUACGGUAUUUCUACAGACUGCCGAGGACGCAGCCGUCAUGAAAGAAGAGAUCUUUGGGCCAGUGGUUAACAUCAACACGUUCAAAACCGAAGCUGAGGCGAUCGCUAAAGCCAAUGACAGCGAGUUCGGCCUGUAUGCGGCGGUAUAUACCAAGGAUAUCAAUCGAGCUAUGCGAUUCGCCAAAGCGCUUGAGUCAGGAACGGUUGGCGUCAAUUGUACGAGUCCGAGCCUCGCCCGAGAUAUGCCAUUUGGUGGCUACAAAAGUAGCGGCAUAGGAAGAGAAGGGUUUGGCUACACCUUGAACAACUUCCUAGAGACCAAGACGGUGUUGAUCAAGAUCGAGGAGUAG
Messenger RNA from Exophiala bonariae, 1467 nucleotides. RefSeq lists its product as uncharacterized. Gene Ontology annotation, molecular function: aldehyde dehydrogenase (NAD+) activity. The record is from RefSeq and is a predicted model, not a curated record. The transcript has 4 exons. The coding region runs from base 1 to 1467 and encodes 488 amino acids. Lineage: Eukaryota; Fungi; Ascomycota; Eurotiomycetes; Chaetothyriales; Herpotrichiellaceae.